Messenger RNA from Miniopterus natalensis, 3975 nucleotides. The record is from RefSeq and is a predicted model, not a curated record. NCBI's taxonomy places the organism in Eukaryota, Metazoa, Chordata, Mammalia, Chiroptera, Miniopteridae.
AAGCACAUCCUAACCCUACCUCUGUAAUACAUCCACCUUAGUCUUUGCUUUUCCUACUCCACAAGCUUCUCAGCAUUCAGCAGUCUCAGAACUAACAUUCAAGCACAGAGCUAAGGUGGGUCAGAAAAGUGGUGGGUUGGGUGAGGUGAGGAAGGAGCCUGCCAAAGGCAGGACCCCUCCCCCCCAGGUGAACAGCCUGAGCCCGGGAUUAAACAAGACUCCUGACUGCUCAUUCCCCAAAAAGCAGCAAGUGGACUCGUGUCCAGGCGGUGAUCCCGCCCACCAGAGCUGGGAAUGACUUUCAGAAACGAGUCAGCGUGCCUCCAAAAGAGUUUGCAAUUGCGACUGCUAACUCCUACCUUUGAAGGGAUCCAUGGACUGUUACUGAAACAGCAUCUAUUCCAGAAUCCAGUUAGACUCUGGAAGAUUUUAGGUGGCACUUACUAUUUUAACACCUCGAAGAGGAAACAGAAGACUAAGGACCAUGAUAAAUCCAAGGGGAGGACUCCUGAAGAUGAUGAAGAGGAAAGGAAGCGCAAGGAGAGGGAGGACCAGAUGUACCGUGAGAGGCUGCGCACGUUGUUCGUCAUCGCCGUUGUCAUGAGCCUGCUCAAUGCACUCAGCACCAGCGGGGGCAACAUUUCCUGGAAUGACUUUGUCAACGAGAUGCUGGCUAAGGGCGAGGUGCAGCGGGUCCAGGUGGUGCCUGAGAGUGACGUGGUGGAAGUGUACCUGUACCCUGGAGCUGUGGUAUUCGGGCGGCCUAGGCUGGCUUUGAUGUACCGAAUGCAGGUGGCAAACAUCGACAAAUUUGAAGAGAAGCUUCGAGCGGCUGAAGAUGAGCUGAAUAUCGAAGGCAAGGACAGGAUCCCGGUUUCCUAUAAGCGUACGGGAUUCUUUGGAAAUGCCCUCUACGCCUUGGGGAUGACAGCGGUGGGCUUGGCCAUCCUGUGGUAUAUUUUUCGUUUGGCUGGAAUGACUGGAAGGGAAGGAGGAUUCAGUGCUUUUAACCAGCUCAAAAUGGCUCGUUUCACAAUUGUGGAUGGCAAGAUGGGGAAGGGAGUCAGCUUCAAAGAUGUGGCAGGAAUGCAUGAAGCCAAACUGGAGGUCAAAGAGUUUGUGGAUUAUCUGAAGAGCCCAGAGCGCUUCCUUCAGCUUGGUGCCAAAGUCCCAAAGGGUGCACUUUUGCUUGGGCCCCCCGGCUGUGGGAAGACACUGCUGGCCAAGGCUGUGGCGACGGAGGCCCAGGUGCCCUUCUUGGCAAUGGCCGGCUCAGAGUUUGUGGAGGUCAUUGGAGGCCUCGGCGCUGCCCGAGUGCGGAGCCUCUUCAAGGAGGCCCGCGCCCGGGCCCCCUGCAUCGUCUACAUUGAUGAGAUCGACGCCGUGGGCAAGAAGCGCUCCACCACCAUGUCUGGCUUCUCCAACACAGAGGAGGAGCAGACUCUCAACCAGCUACUGGUGGAAAUGGACGGAAUGGGCACCACCGACCAUGUCAUCGUCCUGGCAUCCACCAAUCGAGCUGACAUUUUGGACAAUGCUCUGCUGAGGCCAGGCCGACUGGACCGACAUGUCUUCAUCGACCUCCCCACACUGCAGGAAAGGCGGGAGAUAUUCGAGCAGCACCUGAAGAGCCUGAAGCUGACCCAGGCCAGCAGCUUUUACUCACAGCAUCUGGCAGAGCUCACACCGGGGUUCAGCGGUGCUGACAUCGCCAACAUCUGUAACGAAGCUGCUCUGCACGCUGCACGGGAAGGGCACACGUCUGUUCACACGUUUAACUUUGAGUACGCCGUGGAGCGUGUCAUUGCGGGGACGGCCAAAAAGAGCAAGAUCCUCUCCAAGGAAGAGCAGAAGGUGGUUGCGUUUCAUGAGUCAGGCCACGCUUUGGUUGGCUGGCUGCUGGAGCACACGGAGGCUGUGAUGAAGGUCUCCAUCACGCCUCGGACAAAUGCUGCACUAGGCUUUGCUCAGAUGCUCCCAAGAGAUCAGCACCUCUUCACCAAGGAGCAGCUGUUUGAGCGGAUGUGCAUGGCCCUGGGUGGCCGCGUGUCAGAGGCCAUCUCCUUCAACAAAGUCACUUCUGGGGCGCAGGAUGACCUGAGGAAGGUCACUCGUAUUGCCUACUCCAUGGUGAAGCAGUUUGGGAUGGCACCCAGCAUUGGGCCUGUCUCCUUCCCUGAGGCUCAGGAGGGCCUUGCAGGCAUUGGACGGCGACCCUUCAGCCAGGGCCUCCAACAGAUGAUGGACCACGAAGCUCGAAUGCUGGUGGCUAAGGCCUAUAGGCACACUGAGAAGGUGCUGCAGGACAAUCUGGACAAGCUGCAGGCGCUGGCGAAUGCCCUGCUGGAAAAGGAAGUGAUCAACUACGAGGACAUCGAGGCCCUCAUCGGGCCCCCACCUCAUGGGCCCAAGAAGAUGAUCGCACCUCUGAAAUGGAGUGACACCGAGAGGGAGAAGCAGGAUGCUGGGGAGGAGGAGGCACCUCAGCAGCCCCAGCUUCGAGGGGAGGAACCGUCUUGGCCCAAAUAGCUGGAGCUCAUUAAUGGUGCCUGUGGGGACCCAGGGAGUGAACUCUUUACUUAGCUGGCCCCCAAGUUCCUUUUCACCUGAGAAUUGUACCUCAUAGCCCUCACUGGUUCCUGGUGAAGGGCUUUUGAGAUCUAUUGGUCUCUCUGCCUGUGAUUAGUAAAGACUUUGCAGAGGUGAAUGAUUUAGUUUUGCUUUUGUAGAUCAUUUUCCCCCACGGGGAGGGUUGUCAGUGGUUGUUACAGGUGCACAUGUAGUUCCUAGGUUUAUGACACUUGUCUUGUGGGUGUGGGGUGGAUGUAGGGGCAGCCCAGAAGUCAGGCUCAUGCUGGGGCUUGUGCAGGGGCUCUUCCCAGCUCCUGUAACUUUGUCAGCAUGCUAAACAGGAUCCACGAUGAAAAGACACUGAGUGAAUGUCCCCGUCCUCACUCAUCAAUGGGGUUACAGAAGAGGGGACAGGCACUGGGCUCUAAAGGAUUAAAACACUGCCAUCUACUGCCAUGCAGACUGGUGCAUGCAAGAACCUCUCCUCACUGGUCUGGUGGCACCAUGUGGGGGAUACUUGAGGAGUGUUGAUACUUUAUGAUGGAAAAUCCAACUUUGUACCAUGUUAUCAGCUCUAACCCAGAGAGGCUGUUGGGUUUGUCCUGGGUGACUGGAUUAUGUGUUUGCAGGUUAUAAUUUCAGCAACUGAAGAGCCCCCUUUGUAGGAAUCUGGGAUAAAGGACCAAGGUUACCCCAUCACUGCAAGUCAGACAAGUGCACUAAGCUCCCAUCUCCCUGGGGGUGUGCAGCAUGCACUCAGGUGCUCCUACCUGCUGCUGCUCUCAUCACUGCAAUUAUGGGUAUUUCCUGACAGAAUGAUUGUUCUGUUGCUACUCCCACAUUGUGCCAAGGAAAUGCCUGCUAAGCUGUAGGUGGGCAGAUGCUGGUGUGGUUACACACCUGAGGGGGGCAGCUCUGAGGGCACUAGCUUUUUGAGGACACCUUUUCCCCAGUUCUCCAAAUUCAUUUCCAAAGUCUGUGGCAUCUUUGCCUGAGGGCAGUAUCCUUUGUAACCUGUAAAGGUGGAUAUGGCAAGCUCAUCCCUUGUAUUUUAUUCAUUAAAAUGACCCAUGUCUGUAUAUCUUUUGGGAAAUCAUUUGCUGAGAGCCAGAAGAUGCUUAGCCAGGAAUAGGAUGUACAUGGCAUGAAAGGGCUGCCUUGCUAUAGUGGGGGAAGGUACAGCUUGCUUCCCAGCAUUUGCUGGUAUGAGUAGGCUCAUGGAGGGCGGUGCUUGUGCUCUGAUUGAUAUGAGCUGUUUGCAGACUUUGGCGCUCUGGUCAAAUUAUGUCACCUCCCUGUCAUGAGACACAUGACAUUUCAGAGUGCCAGGAAUUACACCUCCUCUGCGCUCUCAUGUGCAGAUGAUGUUCACACCUCCUAUAUUAAAAAAAUUUUUUUUGUUAA